AUGGACAAGUCCGAGAGCCAGAUGGAGAUGGUGGAGCGAGCCAGCACGGCAGGGCAGAAGGACCGCGGCUUCCUAGAAGGGGGACUGCUCCUACUGCUGCUCCUGGUGGCCGGAGCCCUAGUGACCCUGGGUGUCCUCUACGCCAACAGCCGAGGGAAUCGGCUGCUGCCUUUCACUAGUCUGCUUUGUUUCUCAAAGGACAAGAGGACCAGUGUAGAGCGGAAACCGCGAGGUAGCCUUCCUGCCCCACCAGACGUGGGCUGGAACCCCCAGACUUUCCCUGGAUGCUUAACAAGUGCUGCCAGGAUCCUCCAGAGCAUGGACCAGAACCAGGAACCCUGCGACGACUUCUACCAGUACGCCUGUGGUGGCUGGCUGAAGCACCACGUGAUCCCUGAGACCAACUCCCGCUACAGCAUCUUCGACAUCCUUCGGGACCAGCUGGAAGUCAUCCUCAAAGGGGUACUAGAGAACCCCACCUCCAAGGACCGGCCAGCCGUGCAGAAGGCCAAGACGCUGUACCGCUCCUGCAUGAAUGAGAGCAUGAUCGAGAAGCGAGACUCCCGGCCGCUGUUGGACAUCCUGGAGGCGGUGGGGGGCUGGCCGGUGGCCAUGUACAAUUGGAGCAAGAUCACCGGCCCCAACUGGGAGCUGGAGCGGCAGCUGGCCGUCAUGAACUCCCAGUUCAACAAGCGUGUCCUCAUCGACCUCUUCAUCUGGAACGACGACCAGAACUCCAGCCGCCACAUCAUCUACAUAGACCAGCCCACCUUGGGCAUGCCAUCACGGGAGUACUACUUCAACAUCGGCAGCAGCGAGAAGGUGCGGGAGGCUUACCUGCAGUUCAUGAUCUCGGUAGCCUCGCUGCUACGGUCAGACAUGAACCUCACCCAGGAUGACGAGCUGGUGCACAGGGACAUGACCCUGGUGCUCGACUUGGAGACACAGCUGGCAAAUGCCACAGCACCCCAGGAGGAGAGACAUGACGUCACCGCGCUGUACCACCGGAUGGACCUCCAGGAGCUGCAGAGCAGUUUCAAUCUGAAGGGCUUUAACUGGACUCUCUUCAUACAAACUGUGCUAGCCUCUGUCGGAAUCAAGCUGCUGCCAGAAGAAGAAGUGGUCGUCUAUGGCAUCCCCUACCUCAAGAAUCUCGAGAAUAUCAUAGAUGCCUACUCAGCCAGGACCAUGCAGAACUAUUUGAUCUGGCGCCUGGUCCUGGACCGCAUCGGCACCCUGAGCCAGCGAUUUAAAGACACACGGAUGAAUUACCGAAAGGCGCUGUACGGCACAACCUUGGAGGAGGUGCGCUGGCGGGAGUGCGUCAGCUACGUCAACAGCAACAUGGAGAACGCCGUGGGCUCCCUCUACGUCAGGGAGGCCUUCCCCAGCGACAGCAAGAGGAUGGUGAAAAACCUCAUCAACAAGGUGCGGGCUGUGUUUGUGGAGAACCUGGACGAGCUGAGCUGGAUGGACGACGGGUCCAAGAGGAAAGCCCAGGAUAAGGCCAUGAGCAUCCGAGAGCAGAUUGGCUACCCUGACUACAUCCUGGAGGAGACAGACCAGCAACUAGACCAGGAGUAUUCCCACCUCAACUUUUCUGAGGGUCUGUACUUUGAGAACAGCCUGCAGAACCUGAAGCUCAGCUCUCAGAGGAGCCUCAAGAAGCUGAGGGAGAAGGUGGAUCCCAACCUCUGGAUCAUCGGAGCAGCGGUGGUCAACGCAUUCUACUCCCCAAACCGAAACCAGAUCGUGUUCCCUGCCGGGAUCCUCCAGCCCCCGUUCUUCAGCAAGGAGCAGCCACAGGCUUUGAACUUUGGGGGCAUCGGCAUGGUGAUCGGGCAUGAAAUCACCCACGGCUUUGACGACAAUGGCCGGAAUUUUGACAAAGACGGCAACAUGCUGGAUUGGUGGAGCAACUUCUCAGCCCAGCACUUCCGAGACCAGUCGGAAUGCAUGGUCUACCAGUACGGUAACUACAGCUGGGACGUGGCUGAUGAUCAGAACGUGAACGGGUUCAGCACACUCGGGGAGAACAUCGCUGACAAUGGAGGGGUACGGCAGGCCUAUAAGGCUUACCUGAAGUGGCUGAAUGAGGGAGGCAGCGACCUCCAGCUACCAGGUUUGGAUAUGACAAACAAGCAGCUGUUUUUCAUCAACUACGCCCAGGUGUGGUGCGGGGCCUAUCGGCCCGAGUUCGCCGUCCAGUCCAUCAAAACGGACGUCCACAGUCCCCUGAAGUACAGGGUGCUGGGCUCGCUGCAGAAUCUGGCCGCUUUUGCGGAGGCCUUCCACUGCGAGCAGGGCACCCCGAUGCACCCAAAGCAGCGCUGCCGCAUCUGGUAGCCCAGGCCAAGCCGCGCACGCCCACCCGCUGCCAAGAGGUCGGAGGAGCAAGA
This is a messenger RNA of Echinops telfairi (small Madagascar hedgehog), 2399 nucleotides long. RefSeq names its product membrane metalloendopeptidase like 1 (gene MMEL1). Gene Ontology annotation, molecular function: metalloendopeptidase activity. Gene Ontology annotation, cellular component: plasma membrane. Lineage: Eukaryota; Metazoa; Chordata; Mammalia; Afrosoricida; Tenrecidae. The transcript has 23 exons. Gene Ontology annotation, biological process: protein processing. Bases 1 to 2346 code for a protein of 781 amino acids. The record is from RefSeq and is a predicted model, not a curated record.